CACAGGUAUUUAUAUAUAUGUAUGUGCGUUCCUAACCAUUAAAAAUAUAGUAAACUGACAUAAAGCAGCGAACAUAAUAAUAAUCACUAUUAUUUUAGCUAUGUCUAAGUUGAUCAGUGAAUUGUAAUUAGCAUAUUUGUUUUAAAAAGUACAAUUAAUCAACAUCCAAUAUAUUUGGCGAAAUGGCUGGACCAUCCUCUGAACAGAGCGGUAUUGCUCAGAAGACAUGGGAAUUAACGAAUAACAUUGAGACUAUCAGCACCAUGGAUGAGAUUUAUAGAUACGACAGGAAAGAACAACAUGAUAUAUUAACUGCCAAACCAUGGGAGAAAGAUCCCCAUUUCUUCAAAGACAUAAAAAUAUCUGCAUUAGCUUUAUUAAAAAUGGUUAUGCAUGCACGAUCUGGUGGAACAUUGGAGGUAAUGGGCCUUUUACUUGGUAAAGUAGCAGCCAACACGAUGAUUGUAAUGGAUUCCUUUGCAUUGCCAGUCGAGGGUACAGAAACUAGAGUGAAUGCUCAAGCUCAAGCUUACGAGUACAUGACAGCUUACAUAGAAGCAGCUAAACAAGUCGGUAGGCAAGAAAAUGCGAUUGGUUGGUAUCAUAGUCAUCCUGGAUAUGGAUGCUGGUUGUCUGGUAUCGAUGUAUCCACCCAGAUGCUCAAUCAAAAUUUUCAAGAACCAUUCGUCGCCAUUGUCAUUGAUCCCGUGAGAACUAUUUCCGCAGGCAAGGUUUGCCUGGGCGCAUUCAGAACUUAUCCAAAGGGAUAUAAACCCGCAAACGAGGAGCCGUCAGAAUAUCAGACAAUACCGCUGAACAAGAUCGAAGACUUUGGUGUUCAUUGCAAGCAAUACUAUUCUUUGGAAGUAUCCUAUUUCAAGUCCUCUCUGGAUAGACGACUACUCGAUUCAUUAUGGAAUAAGUAUUGGGUGAACACUCUGAGUUCUUCCAGCCUACUGACAAAUGCGGACUAUACCACUGGACAGAUAUUCGACUUGUCGGAUAAAUUAGAACAAUCGGAGUCGGCUUUGGGUAGAGGAUUCGUCCUCGGCGGCACGGAUCCACACGAUCGUAGCACAGUAGAAAAACUCAUAAAGGCGACUAGGGACAGUUGUAAGACCACCAUCGAAGUUAUUCACGGUUUAAUGGCACAAAUAAUUAAGGACCGAUUAUUUAAUCAUGUUGGCAGUAAUGCAACUUGUGAUCCUCAGCAGAAGCAAUAAGGUGUAUUCUGUGUGUGAUAAUCUGCUAGAGGAUAUGUAUUUGUAAUAAAGAUAUGUACCCUCCUUUAUAAUCGAAAUUUUUUGAACAAUUACUUCACAAAAUAUUCGAUUAAGACUUCUUGGCUCCUAGAAUUGUCUCUUCUUGAAAAAUUGAUAAAAUUAAGAUACAGUGAUGAUAUUAGUAUUGAAUAUUUUCCUUUAUGAAAAUAUGCUUCAAGUGCAUGAAUGUAUCGGAUGUCAGAAACAUAAUGGAAUAAAAAUACAUUUUAUUUUCA
Formica exsecta is the source of this 1498-nucleotide messenger RNA. It is a transcript of the gene CSN5, whose product is annotated as COP9 signalosome complex subunit 5. NCBI's taxonomy places the organism in Eukaryota, Metazoa, Arthropoda, Insecta, Hymenoptera, Formicidae. Gene Ontology annotation, cellular component: cytoplasm; COP9 signalosome. Bases 183 to 1223 code for a protein of 346 amino acids. The record is from RefSeq and is a predicted model, not a curated record. The transcript has 5 exons. Gene Ontology annotation, biological process: protein deneddylation. Gene Ontology annotation, molecular function: deNEDDylase activity; protein binding; metallopeptidase activity.